Molecule: messenger RNA, 1269 nt
Organism: Colletotrichum orchidophilum
Lineage: Eukaryota; Fungi; Ascomycota; Sordariomycetes; Glomerellales; Glomerellaceae
Exons: 1
Coding region: 1-1269 (422 amino acids)
Source: RefSeq, a predicted model, not a curated record
AUGGUUCGCCCAAACUCGUUCGCCAUGGUUGUUGCUGCAAUCAUCGGUGUCCCGUUGGUCGAGUCUCACACCUGGGUUGAGCAGCUCAACCGCGUCGCUGCCAACGGUACUCUCGUUGGUCCCGAUGGCUUCUCUUCUGGAUGGGCUGGUCGCGAGGGCAACUUCAACGACAAUGCCUACACUAUGCGUAUGCCGGAUAUGGGCUUCAAUUUGUGCGAGAAGCAGACUCUUGGCACCCAGGCCAAAGGCUUCCCAGCCUUGACCGCUGCUCCUGGCGACUUCGUCUCCCUUCGCUACCAGGAGAACGGUCACGUCACUAUUCCCAGCGCGCCUGGAGACAAGCCCCUCAAUCGUGGCACUGUCUUCGUCUAUGGCACCACCCAGCCCAAGGUGGACGCCAGCCUCUUCGAUGUUCAUCGCCAGUGGACUGCCGACGGCAAGGGUGGCGAUGGCACUGGUCGUCUCUUGGCUACUCGCAACUUUGACGAUGGUCAGUGCCACCAGGCCAAUGACCAUCCCAUUUCCAAGGAGCGUCAGGCCAAGUUCCCGCACGAGGCUAUUCAGCCCAUGGGCGUGAAUAUUUGGUGCCAGACAGCCAUCCAACUCCCCGAGGACCUGGCCCAGAACUCCGACUACUCCAUCUACUGGGUCUGGUCCUGGCCGACUCUCAAGCCGGAUGCCAUUGCCAAGUCCAGCGAUGGCCAGUUCGCCGACUUCCCCGCUGGCUUCACUGAGGACAAGCGCGCUGUCACCUCUGAGGAUGUCGUGCACGCUGAGGUCUACUCCAGCUGCAGCUCCAUCAAGAUCCAGGGUGAGAAGCUUGUAGCCGGCGCCAAGGCUUCCUCGAGCUCCAGCAAGUCUACCAACGAUCUGUCUACGUUCACCUUCCCUGAGAAGCAAGACUUCAACUACAAUGCCAUCAAGGACCAGCUCGCCAAUGCCUUCCAGGUCAGCGUCAAUGGCCAGGCCGCCCCCAACAACUCGGCCCCCAACAACGGUACUCAGAGCAGCGCUCCGGUUGCCACUCACACUCCGACUCCCACUGCCCCAGCUGGAGCCGCCAGCGACACCAACAACGCUCAUGUUCUCGUCGUCACGGCUCCUGCUAUGACCCUUUACUCAAUUCUCACCGUCACCGUCCCUGCUCAGUUGCCUCCCACCCCGACUCCCACCGGAGGUCAACAGGCUGCUGAAGCUAGCGUCACCCCAUUCCUUCAGGGCCGUCACAUCAGAGGUAGAGACUCUUGGAACUUCGGCCAGCGCAACUAA